UCGGUGUGGUUGGCGUUGGGAUCGGUGGUGGAGUCGUUGGGGGUGGUGGUGUUGGAGGAAACGAGAUCGGAGGUGGAGGAGGAAGGGCCGGUUCGGGUGGUGGUGGUGGUGGUGGAAGUCGUUCGAGGGACGAGCCGAGAAGGCACACCCUUGGUGGCGAUCAUCAACCCUCUCUUCAUCAUCAGCAGUUCAACGCCGGGGGCCAACAGUUACACCCCCUUCAUCCCCGUCACUUGCCACCACCUCACAGCCAAUACGGCACCAUGGAUCUCGAGAUGGGGACCAAGUCUCGCCAGAGAAAGUCGCCUCUUCUGCGCGGUUACACGCCACCCUCGUCAACGAUGCUAUUCGACGAUGAUCCAGGCAUCAUGUCCGAAGUUGAGACCUCCAGUACUGGAUUUCGAAGGGGUGGAAAACAAAGAAGUAGCCUACCCGUUGUCCGAACUCCGAGUAAAACUUUGGAGCGACCAUUAGACGAUUCCCCAGGACUGGUGUUCCUACAGUACAGGAACGAGACGAAGAGGGCACUUCUCCCAAACGAAAUAACCAGCAUAGACACUGUAAAGGCUCUCUUCGUCAGAAGCUUUCCAAAACAGUUAACUAUGGAAUAUCUCGACAGUCCACAUGUAAAGGUUUACAUACACGAUAGUAACAAGAACGUCUUCUACGAGCUAGAAGAUCACAGGUUACAUCUACGAGAUAUCAGGGAUAGAAGCGUGUUAAAACUUUUCGAAAGUGCCGAUGGAGUCGCUGGAAUGCCUGGUCCAUUGGGUAUACCAGGUGGUGGAGGAUUGCCACCUCAUUGGGAGGAUCAAAGUUAUUUCAGUGAGCCCGAAUUCGACAGCGAGUAUCAGCAUCAACAUAUUCACAAGAGCAAGACAGCGAAAAAUUCAAAUUCCGGUAGUGGUGGAUAUUACGUUGGUGGCAGUAGUACUUUACCACGAGGUGGACCUCUUUUAAGGGCGUAUAGUCCAGCAGCAUCGUCGGUAGUAGCAGGACCAAAUGCAACCCCAACACAACCGAAGCCAUUAUCUACACCAGGUGGUGGCGCGGUGCCGCCAGCCAAGCCGCUUCGCAGCUACCAGUGCGGCAAAAAUCCCCUUGGAAGUCUUGGGGGCUCUGCUCGUUUCUCUAGAGACAGCUCGGUCUCCCUCUAUAGUAUACCAGAUCGAUUGCACGGUGAGAGUGGUUACAUGAGCAGUCCGGAACGAGGUGGUGGUGUUGGAUCUGCUACCGGAAGGUAUCCACCUGGUCCCUAUAGCACCGGUAGCAGCUACGAAGAGCCUUAUUAUUCGCAGUAUUCCGGAACAGUGACACCUGUCAUCGACGAAGAAGCAAGUUGUGGGUGGUGCAGCGAUACGGAGCUAUUGGAGGAAUCUUACAGCCUCUACGGCGUGAAACCACCAGGUCGACCACCUUCUGGACCCCCUCGAUCUCCGUUCAUACCACCAUCGGCAGCCCCUAUACCCACUGGACAGAGCUACGACGCUACUCGGAUAAGAGUGGAGCACAUGGAAAGACAGUUGGCUAAUCUGACGGGUCUGGUUCACAAGGCUUUGACACAUGCACCACAUACGAGUCCAUCACCAAGAGACUACUUACAGGUUCCUGCGGGUCGUGACCCUUAUGCGCGAACUACAGGCGCCGGGGAUGAGUUCGACAAACAUUCUAGCUCCAGCUCUGCCUCACUGCCAGUCUGUCAAACUACCGUUACAGAUGACUCGUUCUUAAGGACAGACGUUAAACCACCGAAAUUAGGCAAAGACAAGUCGGUGUCCUUUGAAAAGUCAGUGUCCUUCAGUGACGAGCCGCCAGAUAUGAAUUCACCAAAACAACAUUCCCCCCAACACGCAGCGGAUACAAAGCCUACGAAACCGGCAAUCAAAUCCUCCACGUUGCCGAGGAUGUCUUCGCAAGAACGAGAGAGACAUAAGCCAACUCCACCACCUAAGCCAGCAGCCUUGGUAGCUGGUCAAUACGUUUAUCGUGAUUUGGCCUUGACACCAGAGAUGUAUAAUCAAUUAAGAGGAUUACAGAAAAAGGCUAAGGAUCUUCGACAGGACGUAAAGAAUCUCAGACGUUUGUCACAAUCUCAGGCGCAUACUGUACGAGAAACUAUCAGGGAUACUUUUAUCACUAUCAGAGCGAUGUUAUUGUCCGGUGGAGACGCAGCUUGGGCAGCUGGUGAUGCAGAAAAAGUUCGACUCAGUCGAGAGGAAGACCUCUACAAACAGGAAAUGCUUAGGCUGGAAAAAGAUCUUACCGAGCUCGAGAGUACGGUGGAGGAACUUCGUGGUAACGUCAUCAAUAGAAAAACACGUGUGAAUAUGUCAGACGUCGAGAAUAUGGCAUUGAUAUUAAAUAAAUCGAGCAAAGCCGUGGCGGAUUUAAAGGUACGAUUUCCAAGUCUACAAGAAGGUAUGAAGGGUCUUCUAAGUUCCGAAAUGGAGAAAAUCGUACGCGAAGAGAAGUUCCUAAAGGAAGAGCCUGAGAGAUUGGAGUCUGCGUUGAGACGUUGCAAGAAGUUGACUGGAACACUCGUUACGCUGAAACGCUUGGCCUCGGUGCAAGAGCAGCGAUUACCAAAUGCAACAAGCGUGGAUGCCGAAGAGACCCCACCAAUAACACCAACCUCAGCGCAACAUUCCAAGGCAGCUGCCCCUGUGCCAGCGGAACGCACUGUCUUGGGGUCAGCGAGCGUCCUCGGGGGAGGGAGCCACCCUCACGAACCAUCCACCACCCAUCAGCAGCGUCCGGAGAACGCACUCGACGCUUUGUUAGACGAACUGCAGACUUUUUCAAGGCCAGGCUCGCAAAUGGGUCAGACGCCACCUGCAGCUGCAGCUGUGAUACAACAACAGCAGCAGCCGUUAUUAGUAGGACAAGUGACAGCAACGGCAACGACAACAAUAACAGGACCAGGACCAGGACCAGGACCAGGGCCAGGACCAGGUACAAUGGGACGAGCACCCUGCAUUUCAGAGAUUGGAAGAAAGGGAAGCGUCGAUUCUUCGAGCGGUAUCCUGGCAAGUAAUCUCGUCGGUGGUUUGACCAUUUCAAGCGGAGGACUUGGCCAAAGUGGAACUUUACGUCGUCUUCAUUCGUAUCCGUCUAGUUCCGAUACGGAUACAUCGCCACCCAUAGCCAGACUUCAAGUGUCCCUUCAAGAACAGCCAGGAUUACCGCAAGCAUUAUUGCCAGGCCAAAAACCACCAGUGCCUGAGCGCAACGCCGAAUUACUUCAAUUGGCAAGUGCGAGAAGAGUACCACCGCCGCCACCACCGCGAACUAGUUCCAGAUCACCCUUGGCUAGUCCAACGAGUCCGCAAUUACCACCGAGAAAUCAUCAGUCGUCGUCAUCCUCGUCGUCGUCUUCUUCGUGUACCGUGGCGCAACAAUUAUCCACCGGUAUUGGUAACGCUUCGAUCCCAGUAAUGACAAGUUCAACGGGAACCCUACGAAGACCCUUAUCUCGUGGUAAAGAAGGAGGAGGUACACUUGGUAAACCGCCUAUGGCUUUACCAACGUCCGAGGUCGAUGGUACUCCUAUUUCCAGCACUGUAUUAUCAACGAGUAACUCGAGCUCCUGCGAAAGUGUCAAUUCGCAGGAAGGUCUGCAAAGCAAGAGAGGUAGGCAGGAACAAUUGGAACAACGUCAUCAAGAAUUAUUACGUAAACAGAAGGCUUUGCAAGAACAAUACGCGAGACUCCAGCAAUUGCAAAGAAACGCGGCUGGUUUGGCAACGGUACCACCGGCCCCGCCGGAUCUCUUAAAGAAAACCGGCUCGGAAAGUAAUCUAUUGGCAAAGAUGGGAUUAGGAAUGAGCGCUGCUAGUUCUGGCUCGUUAACGAGUCUGAGCGUUAAAACUGCAACCCUUGGAAGGGAUGCCGGUAAUACCGCUGCCGGUGCGACUACACUCAAUUCAGAUUUAUGUAACUCACGAACGAGAUUCGAAGGAUCAUCAUCGCUCGAGCCAAGCCUUGUAUUAGCUAUUUCGAACACCGAUAACGAUCAUCACGCGAAAAUGACAAAUCUGGUAACUACGAUCGAUAGCAACAUCCCAACGACGAGUACAACCUCCAACGCCUCCAAUACCAACACCACCACUACCAUCAACACCACUACCACCACCACCACCACCACCACCACCACCACCAUUGCUACUACCAACACCAAUACCAACACCAAUGCCACUACCACUACUACCAGCAAGAUCUAUGAAACGGACAUUCUGUGACCGAAAAGACGGUUACUUUUAUCUUCUAAACCAUUAGAGCUAAUCGAAAUCGUUCUCGCGAGUUAACGUCGUCGUCGUCGUCAUCGUCAUCGAAAAAUAAUGAAAAAGACCAAGGAAAGUGAAAGGGAAGAAUCUCGAAUAUAUCUCCCCUCUCUCUCCCUCUCUCUUUCUCUUCCUCUCUCUCUCUCUCUCUCUCCCUCUCCCCUCUCUUCUCUUUCUCUCUCUCUCUCUCUCUCUCUCUCUCUCUCUAGUAAUAACAUUUCGAUUAUUAUAAAAUUUUGUUCGGUCGUGAUACGUUCGUGCCAAAUAAUGGGAAAAAAUGAAUGAAAAAGAAAAAAAAAGAAAUCUAAAGGGAAAAAAAAGAGAAGAGACACAUCAUAAAAAAGAGAAGAGAUAGACUGAUAGACAGACAGAGAGAGAGAGAGAGAGAAAGAGAGAGAAAUAAAAAGAGACAAGGCGUAGAUUUUUUUAAAAAACCGACAUAUUUUACUCUAACAUCCUCUUUCGUACGUCGUCGUUAGAACGUACGUGAAAAAAUAAAUAAAUAA
This is a messenger RNA of Vespula pensylvanica (western yellowjacket), 4786 nucleotides long. Its product is annotated as coiled-coil domain-containing protein CG32809. The record is from RefSeq and is a predicted model, not a curated record. The transcript has 20 exons. Lineage: Eukaryota; Metazoa; Arthropoda; Insecta; Hymenoptera; Vespidae. Gene Ontology annotation, cellular component: cytoplasm. Bases 264 to 4238 code for a protein of 1324 amino acids.